AACCAGCUCUGGGAGUGAGGAGAGCUCUGUCUCCCUUUGUGACGGGAGGAAGAGGUCAUCACAGGCAUAUAUAGAGCCAGUCAGAAGCGUUCCAGUGCUUCUGACACACCAUGACCAGGAGACAGAACUGGACACCAGACCCUAGCCUUUUGUGGGUCCUGUUCCUGUGUGCCCACACCUUCUCCCAUUUGGCGAGAGCCACACCUAUACCUCCGGCCAUCACAGCUGCUACCGUCUCAGCGGGGAUCACAAAGGACCCCUCCCUGUCUCACCCCUCAACGCUCCCAACAGCUAAGUGGUGCCCAGCAUGGGAGAUCUGGCCAGAAGUGGAAGUCUCACUAAAUGGAACGCUGACUUUAUCCUGUACCGCCUGCAGUCGCUUCCACCACUUCAGCAUUCUCUACUGGCUGGGCAAUGGUUCCUUCAUCGAGCACCUCCCGGGCCGGCUGCGGGAGGGCAGCACCAGCUGGGAGCGCAGGGGCACCGUCACUCAGCUGAGGAAGGCCUUGGUGCUGGAGGAGCUGAGCCCUGCCCUGAGCAGCAGCAACUUCUCUUGUGUUUUCGUGGAUCCUGAGCGCACUGUCCAGCAUCACAUCGUCCCGGCCCAUCUCUUGGCUGGGUUGAGGACAGUCAUGCCCCCUACUCAAGAAGCCCUCGAGAGGGUCCCUUCUGCAUCAUCAUCCUGACAGGUGAACUCUGAAGCCUGGUUGAAGCUCUUCUUUUAGGUCAAGGCUCUCUGUUGGCUCAGGCCACAUUCUGUCAACUUUUGCUCACUUCAUGUCACAUUUUGGUAAUUCUUGUAACAUUUCAAACUUUUUCAUCAUUGUUAUAUCUUAGAUGUUACUAUUGUAAUUGUUUUGGGGGGCGCCAUGAACCAAGCCCAUAUAAGAUGGUGAACUUAAUUGAUGUGUUCUGUUUUUCUGAUUGGCUGUUCCCCAUCUCUCUCCCUCUCCUUGGGCCUCCCUAUUCCCUGAGACACAAAAAUACUGAAAUUAGGUAAAUUAAAAAGCCGACAGUGGCCCCUAAGUGUUCUAGUGAAAGGGAGUCACCUGUCUCUCACUUUAAAUCAAAGACUAGAAAUGAUUCAGCUUAGUGAGGAAGGUAUGUUGAAAGCCGAGAUAGGCUGCAAGCGAGGCCUUCCUCUUGCACCAAAUAGCCAAGUUGUGAAUGCAAAGGAAAAAUUCUUGAAGGAAACUAAACGUGCUACUCCAGUGAACACAUUAAGAAAACAAUUCUUAAAGAGCCUUAUUGCUGAUAUGGAGAAAGUUUUAGACCACUAAACCAGCCACAUUCCUUUAAGCCAUAACCUAAUCCAGAGCAAGACCCUAACUCGCUUCAUUUCUAUGAAGGCUGAGGGAGGUGCGGAGGCUGCAAAAGAAAAGUUGGAAGCUAGGAAGGGUUGGUUCAUAUUUAAGGAAAGAAACUGUCUCCAUAGCAUAAAAGUGCAAGAUGAAGCAGCCAGUGCUGAUGUGGAAGCUACAGCAAGUUCUCCAGAAGAUCUGGCUAAGAUUAAUGAAGGUGGCUACACUAAACAACAGAUUCACUGUAGGAGAAACAGCCUUCUGUUGGAAGAAGAUGCCAUCUAGGAUUUUCACAGCUAGAGAGAAGUCAAUGUCUGGCUUCAGAGCUUCAAAAGGCAGGCUGAUCCCUGGCGGAUGUCGCUCAGUUGGUUGAGUGUCAUCCUGUUCCCCAAGAGGCCACCUAUUUCAUUCCCAGUCAG
Molecule: messenger RNA, 1720 nt
Organism: Molossus molossus (Pallas's mastiff bat)
Lineage: Eukaryota; Metazoa; Chordata; Mammalia; Chiroptera; Molossidae
Gene: IL18BP
Product: interleukin 18 binding protein
Exons: 6
Coding region: 111-686 (191 amino acids)
Biological process (GO): T-helper 1 type immune response
Molecular function (GO): interleukin-18 binding
Source: RefSeq, a predicted model, not a curated record